Molecule: messenger RNA, 15442 nt
Organism: Diorhabda sublineata
Lineage: Eukaryota; Metazoa; Arthropoda; Insecta; Coleoptera; Chrysomelidae
Product: fatty acid synthase-like
Exons: 29
Coding region: 67-6996 (2309 amino acids)
Biological process (GO): fatty acid biosynthetic process
Molecular function (GO): 3-oxoacyl-[acyl-carrier-protein] synthase activity; fatty acid synthase activity; phosphopantetheine binding
Source: RefSeq, a predicted model, not a curated record
ACCAACUAGUUGCCCUAGAAGAGCGCUGUGUGGUUUUUCACUAUCCUAAAUAAGUUUAACAUCACCAUGGAAAAAAAUAGAAGCGGAAACGAGGAUUACAACUAUAUCCAGGGCAAGUUCAUGUCAAAUGUUUCCGCUGGAGAAGAAAUAUUGAUUACAGGUUUGGCAGGAACGUUUCCUAAUUCACAUGAUGUAUAUGAAUUCCAAGAAAAUUUAUUCAACAAAGUCAACAUGGUACAACCAAAUAAACGUUGGGAUUUUAAACAUCCACAAAUACCUGAAUGUUCUGGUACUAUCCCCGAGAUUGAUAAAUAUGAUACAGGGUUUUUCGGUAUUCAUCAAAAUGAAAGUGAAACACAGGACAUAUUGAGUAGAAAACUUAUUGAAAAAUCCGUUGAAGCCAUUUUCGAUGCUGGAUUAAAUCUCGAAGAUUUAAAAAACACAAAUUCCGGUGUUUACGUUGGAACUUGUUUCAGUGAAAUGGAAAUAAAUAAUUUGUUUAGUGAAAAGAAAUAUCGAAAAAAUGGAUUUUCUGGAUGUACUCGAUCCUCUAUAGCUCACAGAAUCAGUUAUUUUUUAAAACUAAAAGGUCCAUCAUUCAUAACAGAUACUGCUUGUAGCAGUUCACUUUUCGCAUUAGAAAACGCUUUUAGAGAUCUGAGACUGGGAGUAGUUGAUACCGCUAUUAUAUGUGGAGCCAAUCUGUGUUUUCAUCCAAUAGUAUCAUUGCAAUUUUCCAGGUUAGGUGUAUUGAGUAUGGACGGUAGCUGUAAAGUAUUUGAUGCAGCAGGCGAUGGCUAUGCUAGGUCUGAAGCAAUAUGUGCAAUAAUUAUUCAAAAGAGGAGAGUGGCGAAAAGAAAUUACGGACAAAUUGUUUAUGCCAAAACCAACUGUGAUGGAUUUAAAGAAACUAGUAUCACGUAUCCUUCUGGAGAGGUACAGAAAAAUCUCCUGACAGAAUUCUACAGGGACUCCGGAAUAAACCCUGCUGAUCUUAGUUUCUUAGAAGCUCAUGGAACAGGUACUUUCGUUGGAGACCCUGAAGAAUGUAGAAGUAUCGACGAAGUUUUUGGAAAAUGUAGAAAAGAUCCAUUAUUAAUUGGUUCUGUAAAAUCGAAUAUUGGACACUCUGAACCAGCUUCUGGAUUAUGUUCUAUUACGAAAUGUAUAAUCGGUUUUGAAACUGGUUACAUUCCCCCUAAUAUUCAUUUCAAAACUCCUCGAGAAUCUCUUAUUGGAAUUAUUGAAGGACGACUCCAAGUGGUCUCAGAGAAAAUGCCGUUAAAGGAUAACAAAGGAUUGAUCGGUAUCAAUAGCUUUGGUUUUGGUGGAGGCAAUUGCCAUGUUUUGAUAAAAGCUAAUGACAAACAAAAAAUUGAUAAGGGCAUUCCGAAAGAUGAUAUACCACGAUUAAUAUGUAUUAGCGGUCGAACACUCCAUUCGAUUACAUAUCUUUUGGAUGAAUUGAAAUCUAAUACUUUAGAUGCUGAAUAUGUUAGACUAAUACAUAAUGUUUUCAGAAAAAAUAUCCCCAAUCACAUUUAUAGAGGUUAUUCGAUAGUAUCGAAAUCAGGAGAAUUAUGCAGAUUCAUUCAAACGAUUUCCGUUACUAAGGCUCAAUUGUACUUUGUUUUUGGUGAAUUUAGCGAAUGGUUUGAAGCCGGAAGAAAAUUACAACUAAUAUCUAGUUUUUCCAAGUCCAUAGACAAAUUACAAAAAUUGUUACUUUCCAAAGGUGUCGAUGUUCAUAAAACACUUUUCGAUAAUUAUGCCGACAGAUCUAAAAAUCAUGUUUUGGGAAGUAUUUUAGUUCAAAUUGGACUUUUAGCUAUUUUCGAAGAUUUGGAUAUCAAGCCCAGCAACUAUUUUGGAUAUUCUUAUGGCGAAUUGCUUGCUGCUUACUCCAAUGGUAUAAUAACAAUAGAACAGACUAUUGAAUGUGCAUUAGUAAUCAAUGAUGUUGUUGAUACAACCAUUAACUCGCACGUAUCAAUGGAAGCUACGAAAGCAGUUAACGGUAAUUCAGAAAAUGGUGCAAACUUGGAUAAGUUCAGAUCAAGUUUCAUAUCAAACGAAUGUCUACCGAUUAAAAAUCAACUAUUGGCUAACUUAUCCAGUAUCCUAAAAAAAAUACAAAUUGGAAAACCUGGUAAAAAGAUUGGAUUAGCUGAGUAUUUGGUGAACGCCUUGUCGCAAAAAUCUUUUGAUAAAAUCGAUAACAUCGAAAAAAAUUCUAUAGUAAUUACAAUCGGUUAUAUUCCAAAUCUCGAAUCAAAUAUGGAAGAUAUCAAGAUUAUUCCAAUAGCUCCACCGGAAGAUAUUAAUUUCUUAGAAGGAUUUUUAAGAACAACUGGAAACUUAUACAUGAACGGCUACAAUCCUCAAGUAGCAAAAUUAUAUCCAGAAAUCAACUUCCCAGUAAGCAAGGGAACCAGAAUGAUAUCACCAUUCAUUAAAUGGAAACAUGAGCGAACUUGGUUCGUACCUUUAUAUAACUUAAAAAAUCUUAAAUUAGGUGAAAUUUGUAGUCGAUUACUUAGAGUUCAACUUGACGACCAGCAAUAUAAUUUUAUCGAGGGACAUACCAUUGAUGGAAGAAUCUUAUUUCCCGCUACUGGCUACUUAUAUAUUGUAUGGGAAACUUUAUCAAUGAUAGAAGACAUAUCAUUAACAAUGCAGAAUAUAGUAUUCGAGGAUGUCAGAUUUUUAAGGGCUACAACACUAUCCCUUAAAGGACAUAAUAUAUUCGAAAUUAUUAUCAAUAAAAUCUCUGGUAAAUUUGAAAUAAUUGAAGGUGGUUCUCUGGUGGUCACAGGAAAAAUGUUUGCAAAAAGUGUUGAGUGUGAACCUAUCAAUGCGUUAACUGAUAUUCCUUCUAGUCCAAAUACAUUGACGUCGAAGGAUAUUUAUAAAGAAUUCCGUCUAAGAGGAUACAACUAUUCGGGAGACUUCAGAAGCAUACAAGAAUUCAAUCCAGAAUAUAACGUGGGUUUGAUAAAAUGGAAAGAUAAUUGGAUUGCAUUUAUGGACAACAUGCUGCAAAUGAAUAUUUUCCAAUCAGACACGAGAUUGCUGUAUGUGCCCACUUACAUAUCGCAAAUGAUUGUACCUGCCAAAUCUCAUUUUGAAUGGGUGACAAAGAAUUUUCUGGAGAAACAGAAGGAGCCUCUUCUUCCAGUUUCCUGUGAUCCAAUAUCGAAGGAUGUAAGAUGUGGAGGUAUAGUAAUCAAAGGUCUAAUUGCCAAUUCAAUACCCAGAAGGAAAGAUCUAGGAAUACCAGUUUUGGAAAAGUAUCAAUUUGUUCCCAACGUAACUACUCUCACACUAAAUGAAUCGAUUAGAAUAAAUAUGCAAAUUCUCCUUGAAAAUAAUAUAAUAAAUAAAGUCAAGUGUGUCGAGUUAAUUGAUGAAUUCACAAAAGAUAGCUCCACAAUAAUUCCAAUUAUUCAAGCCGCUUUUGAAGAUCAGCCACUUAUUCAACCUAUAGUAAAAAUACUAACAAAGAAUCAAUUACAAGAUAUUGAAGGAAAUAUUCCAAUAGAAGAUAAAGAACUGGAUACCGAAACUGAUUGUAAUUUAAUUGUCGGUUCUCGGCUAUUAGAAAGAUCAACGGUACUGAAAAUGGCUUAUGAAUCUUUAAAAGUAAACAGCUUUCUAGUAUCUCGAGAACCUGAACAAUUGGAUAUUGAUAUAUUUACAACAAAAGUGAAUGAUUUUACAAUAUUCACAAUCCACAAGACUCCUGAAGAGACUAUAGUUCUCUUAAAGAAAUGCUCAAAAACCAAAGAUGUUUUUGCUUUAGACGUAUCUUCUUCAGAAGAAUUGGAUUGGGUUCAAUCAUUGCAAGAUAUAAUAAAGAAACACAAAAGUGACAAUGUAGUAUUAUACACUCAAAAUCCUCUAAGCGGAAUUCUGGGAUUUGUCAACUGUAUUAGAAGAGAACCGGAAACUUCUUAUAUAAGAGCGCUGUUUGUUAUGGAUGAUGCUGAAGAGUUUAAUAAAAACAGUCCGUUUUAUAAGCAACAACUUGAUAAAAAUAUGGCAAUAAACAUUUGGAAAAAUAAUACUUGGGGCACAUAUAGACACUUACCAUUGGAUAAUCUAGAAAAUGUAAAAUCAGAACAUUUAUUCGUAAAUACCACUUCUAGAGGAGAUUUGUCUACCAUAAAAUGGAUCGAAAGCAAUCUAAAAAAAGACAUGAUCACUCCUCCUGAGAAAACAUUCGUUCAUGUUCAUUAUGCACCGCUCAAUUUUAGAGAUAUUAUGACUGCAACUGCGAAAAUAACUGUAGAUGUUAUUACAACGAAUAGAUUGGAACAAGAAUGUAUCCAAGGAAUAGAAUUUUCAGGAUAUACAUCAGAUGGAAGACGAGUUAUGGGAAUGGGACUUCACGGGCAGAUGUCAACUUUGAAUUUAGCGGAUGAAUAUUUACUUUAUGACGUUCCUGACACAAUGUCUUUAAAAGAAGCAGCAACAAUUCCUGUUGUUUACACAACUGUAUUCUAUGGAUUGUUUAUGAGAUCAAAACUAAAAAAGGGGCAAACUAUUCUUAUCCAUUCUGGAACUGGGGGGGUAGGACAAGCAGCAAUUAGAGUAGCGCUGUAUUAUGGCUGUACUGUAUUUACUACUGUUAGUACUGCCGAAAAAAGAGAAUUUCUUCUUAAAACAUUCCCACAACUUAAAACCGAGCAUAUUGGCAAUUCCCGAGACUUAUCAUUUGAGCAUAUGAUACGGAAAUAUACAAAAGGUCGAGGUGUGGAUGUAGUACUAAACUCUUUGGCUGAAGAAAAGCUUAUAGCUUCCGUUAGAUGUUUAGCACGCGGAGGAAAUUUUGUCGAAAUAGGAAAAUUUGAUUUUGGCAAGAAUAAUAUGCUCUCGAUGUCUCUUUUAAAAAAAGAUGCCACUUUCCAUGGAAUUAUGUUAGACGAAAUGCUAAAAAUGGGCCCUCAACAAAAGAUUAAAGUUGCUCAAUAUAUUAAAACUCAUAUGGGAAAAUGUAUUGUACCUCUGCCUAUUUCUUGUUUUGGUUACAAUCAAGUGGAAGAAGCUUUUAGAUAUAUGUCUACUGGAAAGCAUAUAGGAAAAGUAAUGAUACAAAUACGAGAAGAAGACAAAGUCCCACAAGCAGCUCCAGAAUACUUUGUCGGAUUUCCAAGAUACUUCUGUGACUCCGAAAAAACAUAUAUUAUUGUUGGAGGUUUGGGAGGUUUCGGAUUAGAAUUGGCAGACUGGUUAAUAUUGAAAGGAGCCAAAAAUUUAGUACUUACAUCAAGAAAAGGACUUUCAACUGGAUACCAAAAAGCAAGAAUGAGAAUUUGGAAAUCAUAUGGUACAGUGGUACAUAUAUCUCAAGAAGAUAUUUGUACUGAAGAAGGAUGUAGGAAUCUCUUAGAACAAGCUAAUAAACUAGGAGAUGUUGAUGCAAUUUUUAACUUAGCUGUUAUUCUAGCUGACGCAAUAUUUGAAAAUCAAACGGAAGAAUCUUUUAAAACUUCACUUGGACCUAAAGCAGUAGCAACGAAUCAUUUAGACAAAUUAUCAAGAAUAUUAUGCCCAAAACUUAAAGAUUUCGUGAUAUUCUCAUCUGUGUCCUGCGGUAGAGGCAAUGCUGGACAAACUAAUUAUGGGAUGGCAAAUUCAAUUAUGGAAAGGAUAUGUGAAAAAAGAAAAUCAGAUGGAUAUCCAGCACUGGCUAUACAAUGGGGAGCAAUUGGAGAUGUUGGUCUAGUAGCAGAAUUACAAGAAGAACAUAUUCAGUUAGAGAUUGGAGGAACUCUACAACAGAAGAUCUCGUCCUGUUUGAACGUCUUAAAUAACUUUUUGAGACAUAGAGAUGUAACAAUAGUGUCCAGUGUAGUAGUAGCUGAAAAACGAGGCGGUUUAUCUUCUUGCGAUAAUGUAGUUGAUUCUGUCUUAAAUAUAUUAGGUAUAACUGAUGCUAAAAUAGUCAGCCCUCAUGCGACUCUACCAGAACUAGGAAUGGAUUCAAUGACAGGAGUGGAAAUCAAACAAACGUUAGAAAGAGAAUUCGAAAUUUUCCUCUCUCCAAAAGAUAUAAAAUCGAUAACUUUAGCCAAAAUAAAAGAAAUUCAAGAAAAGAGAUGCUUAGAUGAAGAAGAAACAGUAAAACCAGUAGAUGUUAUUGAUUGGGAGAUUAUUUUGAAAAACCUUAACACAAUGGAUCUAAUGUCAACGGAAAUAGUUUUGAAAUCGAAUCUAUCAGAAGAUACUGAUGGGCCAACAUUGCUCAUAUUUCCAGGUAUUGAGGGAUAUGCCCAACUUUUCUCGCAGAUGGCAACGCAUUUGAAUGCUCACGUAGUAGUAUAUCAAUAUUGGGAAAAAGCUAAUUUCAAUACAGUUGAUGACAUAAUCCUGUUAUUGUUACCGAAAGUCCUACAACGGCUUGAAAAAAAUAAAACGUUCAACAUAAUAGGAUUUUCUAUGGGAUCUAUAUUUGCUAUAGAAAUUGUGAAUAAAUUGGAAUCUAUGGGCUAUACAGGAAAACUCAUAAUUAUUGACGGAGGUCCAACACUGAUGCAUCGAUUACUGCAUAAUUAUGACGAUAAACCCGUUAUUUUUGAAACUGAGUUGAUUUGGAAGACAUUGAUGUAUUUUACACCAAAGACUAAGGUUCUCAAGGAAAAGAGAAGAAUAUUCGAAUGCAGUGAUUGGAAUGAUCGUUUAAUACUAGCUGAAGAAAUUAUGAAAAAUGCUUCUUGCUCUCCCGAAAAUAUAGCUGAAAACAAAAUGUUGAUGGAGGGAACAUACAAUAGAUUCAAAAUAUGUCAGCAAUAUAUACAAUUUUCUGAUAAAUUGAAAACAAAAAUAAUACUGUAUAAGCCAAGUAAACAAAUUUAUGAGGAUAUCGAAGAUGACUAUGGAAUAUCACAAAUAACCGACUCCCCAAUAGAAAUAAAAGUUUUUGACGGAAAUCACUCAAAUAUUAUAGAAAAUGAAAUGUUAGCCAAGGAAGUGGAUUCUGUUAUCAAUAAUUAGAAUUAAUAAAGUGAUGAUCGAAACUAAAAAUAAAAUGAUUUGACAAUAUGAAAAUAAUUUUAUAAGAAAAUAAAUUAGUACUUAUUUUAACACCUCAUUUUGGUCACACAGUGUAUUUCCAUAUGCGACAUCUACUUUAUUUCAGUUUUAUAAUGGAAAUAAUAAAUAUUAAUGUCACUUUGCAGCUUCUUAGACUACUUAACGCACUGUUUAUACUACCACUACACCAACACACACAAUUACACUGUCUGAUACGCGUUUCAAUAAACAAAUUAACGUCUUCAAAUACUGAAGGUGAACUGCUUACUUUCAGUCCCUGAAGGCGAUAACUAGGUUAUCGAAACGCUCAUCACACAGUGUAAUUAUGAGUGUUUGUGUAAUGAUGAUAACGGUUCCAAUAAUUUCAACUGUUAAAGCUGCUUCUUUCACGGUUUCACAUCGCGAUAGUUAAUGUUUGGUAUAUUUGAAGAUUCUUAAGUUAGCCAAUCGAAUUGUAUGAUACCCUUGUAUGAGUAGAAUAAAUUUUGUGUAUGUAAUUGACAAGUUAGAAGGAUUAAAUAAUACAAAAUUAUGUUUAGAUAUCAACAAUAUGUAUGUUAAUUCAAUCUCAUUAAGCUUAGUAGAUACAAUUUACAAUAAAUUCAUAUAUUUCAAAACCAUAAUUAAAAUAAAAAAGAUGUAUAAAAUAAAAGAUGGCCAUUUUUUUCAUAAAUUAUUGACCUAAUAUAUUAAUUUUGGCGUAAGUAGUUCAUAUGUAAUGAUGUAUUUAUUGAUAAUUAGUAAUAAAAAUUCCUUUCUCUCAAAUGUGCACGACGAAGUAAAAUAACAAAAGCCAUACUGUAAAGUGUUGGCGUUAAAUGUUUAUAUCAAGAGCUGUACUUCGAAAGAAAAAUGAUAAGAAGAAUAUAUAAGUCAAAAAAGUAAUAAAACGGACAAUUAUGAGCGCUCAAAUUAGAAAAAAAUCUUGAAGAGAAUCACCAGAUUUAUGAAAUAGCAGCAAAUACGUUGACUAGGAAACACAUAAAACUAAUGGAAAAUAAUAGUGAAGUACAAAAAUUAACAGAAUGGAAACACUUGGAAAAUUCUUUCUAUUUAAACAUCAAACCUACUUUGUAAAAAACUAUUUAUUAUGCAAGAAAAUUAUUAAACUUAUUUUCAAUAAUCCGACUACCGUACUCGACAAUGUCGAACUAUUAAGACCGUCGUAUCUGUUUACAAACUGCUUUAAAUACCAAAAUCCUAUUAUACACAAAAGCUUUAAAUUAUUAUAUUUAUGGUCGUUACAGUCAUAUCAAUAUAAAAUAAAAGUAAGUAAUUUGAUACGUUAAUGGAACUUCUAGUGUUUAAGGGACACUUGGAAUCACUUGACUUUGACGUUGGUUCCCAUUAGGAGUGGUCAGUAUACAAUAAAUCUUAACGAAUAUAACAAUAACUUGAAGUUAGGUAGGUAAAUUUAUGAUUCUUCACAGUCACAUUGAUAUCAGACAAAAAUUAGGUAAUCCGAGACGAUACGUUUAUGGAGGGUAAAAUAAGGGAAGAGAAUCGCCAGAUUUAUGAAAUCGCAGCGAAUACGAUGAUUAGGACACAAAAAAAUAAUCGUGAAGUAAAAGAAUUGGAACCCAUUGGACAACUGAGACCCAGAAGCAAACCAAAAAGUUAAUGAGAGAGUCAAGUAACAAAUGACCUGAACAAAAUAAGAGUCUGGAUCGAGCGAUUACUAUUCCUAUUGGACUGUACAACUGAUUAUAUAUAAUUGUUGAGAUAUACAGUGAUAAAUAGAAACAAAAAUAGAAGAGCAUAAACAGAAAACUAUAUAGUGUAGAAGCAUGUGAAGAGAGAAAAACUAUAUUUAUAGAAUGACUUAUACUAUAACUGUUCAACUUCAUUCAAACAAAUUCGAUUGCUAUAGCAAUUGAAUAUCAGCUUAUGUAAAUCUAAUAUUUGAUACAUUAAUAAAAAUUUGUGUUAAUAGAUAACGUUUGUUGACACUAAGCAAAACCUACAAAGGCAGCUAAUGUUAUGAAUUUAGGCGUUAAGGAUAUGGUGAGAACAUAUGAAACAUUCACUGAUGAAAACACGUUUUUUUUAAUUAUGAGAAAUUCGAAAUAAAAUUAGACGUGAAAGUAGAAAUUCUAUACAAAUAUUUUCGACUUAACUCGUAUACCUACUAUAUUUUAUUUCAAACUAUGGCAGACUACGGUUUGAAAUACCUGGCAAUCAGAAGUGAGGAUGACGCCAGAGGGCAUUUAGUGUUAAACCGUUCUGAAGAGAUCCAACAAAAACAAAAUCGGUCAACUAAUGAGGGCUACUAUAUUGCCACCAGAGGCACUGGUUUAGUAAGUCUCCGGAAUAUCACUAUUUGUUAGAAUGUUUUUACAAAUAGUUGUUCCUUAAAUCGCUACUAUCCAGUGCUUUGAGAGUUUUGUCUUUCUACUUCGGAAAAAAAUAAAACCGUAUAAUAGCACGAUAAAUUUUAAAUUUUCUUCAUUUUUAAGUUACAUCAAAAUGAUUAUAUUUAAACUCUGUUUCCGAAUGCAUACCAAAUUUUAACAGCUUCACUAUAGAACAGAGCAUUUGUCUCUUUUCUUACGUAUUUCAGACCGAUACAAAAAAUAUAUUGUUUUCGAUCACAUUCAGUAGACGCAAAUAUUUUCUUCAAGGGACUUGGAGGAGUCUUUGACAUGUUGAGUAAAUCUACUGUAAAAUUUAUUUAAGUGCUAAUUUUUAUAGUCAUAGCAAUAACCAUUUUGAUGAUUAAUCAACGCUUUUUAUUAUUUUUUUCUCAAUUAUAAAUAGGUCUAGUAGAACUGUCUUUCAACACUGAUCAUAGGAUAGUCUCAAAAAACUCAGCAAAACAAUUGUUGAGUAAUGGUUGGCAAAGCUAGAAAUUAUUUUGAAAUAUAUUUUCCUAAGCGAAUGAUAUGUGUUAGUAAUAAUAAUAGGUUGUAUCUCUGUCUGGGUUACAUUCGUGCAAUGUUACCCUAGUUUUAAAUGGAUAAUUAUUAUGUCAGAGCAAUAGGUGUCUGCAGGUUUUUAAAGAUGAUUUCAUUAAUUGAACGAAAGAUAGGCAAGUAAUAUAGAAAAUAAUAGCAAAUAAUAAUACAUAAGAAAAUGACAAAAAUUACGUUGAAUUAAACUAUAUUUGUAACAAAAGAAUACGGAAAACUCAAACUCAAAAAAUUUUCCUUUCGUACUUUCGCAAAAUCAUUCUAAAUAUUGUAUAAAAUUUAAAUCUUCCCAUUUAUUUUAUUUUUGAUCUUCAUGUUACCUAUUACUUGUAUUUAAUAUUUCUAUUUGGGAUUCAUUUGAGUGUUAAGGAGAGCAAUACCUUCUGGCGGGAGUAGUAACCUAUGCAUUUUUCUGCUACAUUCUGUUAAAUAAAGGCUGGAUACCAAAGGAUCUGAAGAGUACAUUGUUUUAUUUAAAAUACCUAACAGAUUGUCAGCUCGACGGGUUUUUCGGGCACGAAACAUUUUGUCAUGUUCCAAAUUUCUCCAAAUCUAGUGAUAGUGAAACAGGAUAAAGCAAUCAUAAUUGUACGAAUUUUUUUUUUUCAAUAAAUAAAUCAAUUCUAGAACGACUAGCGAUAAUAGUUUUAUUAGAUUCAGAAUUUUUAGAAAUUUUUAUUGGAAUUCAACAAUUCGCUAUAAAUGGAUCUAAACUUAUACUAAGCAAUUUUUCGGUGAAAAUUUUCCCUCUAUUUCAUAAAUUUAAUUAAAAAGAGCGUCAGUUUUAAUUCAAAAUAUUUGUGGACAUUGAAAAAAGUCUUCUUGUCCCAUUUUUGUUAAGACUUAGCUAAACAUAUCUACUUUUUCAUGUUUGAAGAGAACAAUAUGUUUGAAGUGGUAGACACCUAGAAAAUAAUCCAAAUCUCAGAAAACGCAAAAUAAAUUCUAUGCAGGCUCUUUUGUAAUGAAAUUUCCUCAAAUUUAAUGAUAUAUCAAAGGUACCGACUUUACCAUUUUUCUUAAAUCUGAAUUGAAAAUAUCUCUAUAUUACAACCCAUAAAUAUGUACAAUAAUGAAAGAUGUAACUUUUGAUUCAUAAAAAAGCUCGAACUGCCGGUUUAUUUUCCAUAUUUUAUCAAGCACCAAUAUGCUUUUUGAGCACAAUUAUUAGCUUCCGAUUUUUGAUAAAAAAAAACAUGUACGCUUCAACUAAUGUUUGACAAGACACGUAGUUAUUCAGAUACUGCCUGCGAUAAUAGUGAAUAGUGAUACUGCCUGUGAAUUUUUGCUACAGAAUACCUAAAAAUCGUAACUCAUUUAUACUGGAGAAAUAUAGUAUAAAAAAAUACUUCCUCUCGACACGACGAAUUGAGAUGCUCCUCUGAUGUUGUCUUGAUUAAUCGAAAAUGAAAAGAUAUAAAACAUAUAAAAUUAUAAGAAUCUUAGAAUCACCAUAAUCCAUUCAUUUAUUAUGUUUAUACCGGGUUACCACAAAAAAUCUUUCAUAUUCAAAACAUUAUUAAUUCAGAAGUAUCAUAUAAAUAAUAAAGAAGAUAUUGAAGUUCUAUGCUCACUUUACAAUUUUUUUUGUAUGUAGUUCAAUUAAUUCCACAUCAUUUAUCUGUUGAUGUAGAGCUUUGGAAGUUUUUGGUAAUGUGAGUACAUAGAUAAUAUCCUUAAUGUACCCCUAGAGGAAGAUGUUUACUAAUAAAAACGAAACUUGUUAUUAUUCUCCUUUACCAUUACUUGUCAGUUCAGGCCCACUUGAAUAAGAUCCCAUACCUCGCUAUCUUUAUCUUCAAUAUUAACUCUAUGACAAAUAUUUACAUUAUUAUCUUCGCAAAUUUUAAAUAUACUUUGGUUCUGUGAAAUAUGUUUUAUAACAGUGAAUUGUCGAAUAACAGAUGACAAGAGUUGUAUAAGUACAUGUAUCAUACAUCUUUACAAUGAACUAUAAAACGAACGCCAACAUUUAUAAAUACCAAUAAACUUUUAUAGAAUCGAUGCUACAUUUGUAAAAAAAAUAUCAUCAAAUAGCCUAUAUACACAAUGUAUUUUUAAUCAAAAAUGAUGCCAUUAGUGAGGUUGCAUAUCAGAUUGUACCAAAGCUUUAAUUGCUCAUAAAUUAAAUAACCUAAUUAUUUCUACUAUAAUAUAAAUUAUUAAUUUAUAAUAGGAAAACCGACGAGUCUACAUUGGAAUUUACCCAAGCGUCUGAGAAUAUACUGGAUGACUUCGACACAGUAGAAAAGUAGGUUGUGUCUAUCACUGCUAAGUUGCUACAAGAUGUAUCAGAUUUUCCGCUUCCUAUGUUUAUAAACACAAUGUUUCAAAAUAUGUAAGUCCCACAAAAAUGUACCUGAUAACCACCAGUAAUCUAUAAAAUCUUGUUUUAUAAUUUGCUUCGGCUCAUAAUUAGGCCAAACAAUAUACUCGGAGCUUGAUGUUCCUAAGUAGGGGACUAUUUUAGAAAUCACGCGAUGAGCAAAACUUUAUAUCAAAUCUAUCAGCAAUUAGCCUAAGUGUUUCAGUAUUUGCCAAAUACCAUAUGAUCAAGUAAACAGCCUUCUUUAAAGUAAUUUUCCAAUAACAUAUUCACUUGUCAAUCUCCCCAUUCUAAAGUGUUCACGAAUUUUUCCUCGUCCCAUGUAAUUUUUAAGACAAUGUAGAUUUAAUCUCUAUUGAGAUUUCUAAAAUAGAACUUGAAAAAAGUGGCCGUUGUGUAAUAAAAGUGAUCUAAGGUAUCUCCUUCACUAUCACUUCCACACAACAAGCAAAUAUCCUGGUACAGUAGAGCAUCAAUCAUCCAAAUACCGGUUAUCCCGUUAUCGGUCAUCCGGACGUCCGUUGGUUAAAAAUUAGAAAAAAAAAAUUUUGCCCGCGUGCGAUGUUUCUAUAAAUUUCUAUGAUAUUCUUACUUUCGUUUCGCCGUGUGUAGCGCUCGUUGCCAGGAUUUAGGCACUCUGAGCGCACGUAAUCCCUCAUGUCAAAACAAAAGAUCGUCAUUUUGUCAGUUGACAAUCUUUUGUUGUGAUUGUGUUUUUGUGAUUAUAUAUUGUAAAGUAUUUGCAGAUAAAUUAAGUUGUUGUUUUAAGUGAUGUCGACUAAACGUAAACGUGUAGCUUUGUUAAUUGAAGAGAAAAUUAAAAUAUUGGAAGAGCUAGAUCAUGGUGUAAGUUGGGCUAAUUUAGCGCAGAUUUUAAAUGUAGGCACUUCUACGAUUUGGUACAUUAAAAAGCAGCGUCAAACGAUCAAAUACUGUUCUUCCAAACUAGACAGUAAAGAUGGGAGUACAAAAAUAAAAUCAAUGGAAUCAGCAGACAAUCAGGAUUUGGACUUGGCAAUGUAGUUUAUGUAAAUUAAAAGUUAAGGACAACCAAUUAAAGAACCGAUAGUUUGUGAGAAAGCACUGCAAAUAAACCAAAUGAUUAAUGGUGAUCUUAAUUCCAAAGCUACAACUGGCUGGCUCUACGCUUUAAAUAUAGGCACGGGAUAAGGGAGCUAGACAUACAAGGUGAGAGACUGUCAGCUGAUGUAGUAUGUGCCGAAAAUUUCAAGACAUUUAAUGAAUUUUGCAAAGCUAGUGGUUUUGAACCCAAGAACGUUUACAAUGCGGAUAAAACAGGUCUCAACUGGAAAAAGCUGCCAACCAAGAUAUUUGUUUCCAAAAAGGAAACUGCAGCGCCUGGAUACAAAGCCAGCAAAGUCAGCAUCACAGACAUGGUUUGCGCUAACUCUACUGGCGAUCACAGGCUCCUGGUGCAAAAUUCCCUGUUGUAUACAAAAAUUAAACAAAAUCCUGGAUGGAAACAGAGAUUUUGGUCACUGGUAUGAGAACGUUUUUAUCCCACAUGUCAAAAAACACAAACAAAAAAAAACAGAUUCAACCGGUAAAGUUCUCUUACUCAUAGGUAAUGUACCAACUCACCCAUCAGAUGUUAUUUCGAUCUAACAUGAUGUUGAAUGAGUUGUUUCUUCCGCCAAAUGUGACGUUAGUCCUACAACCAAUGGACCAGAGUUCAAUACAAACAUUUAAACAUUUGUACAGAAAGCAAUUACUUCAAAUGCUGCUUCUAGAUAUGGAGAAUAGUGAAAAAUCUGUGCUAAAGUUACAAGAAAUUGAAUUUGAAAUACGCUGUCUGCGUGGUGGCUGAUGCUUGGGCCUUCGUAAAAGACACCACACUUGAAAAAGCAUGGAAUAAGCUGAGUCCUGAAAUACGAAUUUCGCAAGAAAAUGGUGAUACUGGUCCAGAUGACACUCAAGAACCACAAGUGAUGAUCCGGAUAAAAUAAGAGAAAUCAUCAAAUAAGCACCAGGUUUUGAGGAGUGUGGCAAUGCCAAUAUAAACGAUAUGUUAAAUUGCGACGUCGAUGAUCUUGCUUAUCUGAUUUUUUCUUAUGAAGAAAUUGUGCAGCAGAUAAAGAAUGAUAAUCAGCAAGUAGGAGAGGAAGAGGAGGAUAGAGAAGACACUGAAGUAGGAAACGAUGUUCCAACCCACGAUGAGGUAUCUACCUACUUGGAAAAAGCUGUGAAGAGGUUAGAGCAUCAAGCUGAGUGUAACACCGUUCAGAUUUUGUCCUUAAAAAGAUCAAGAGAUUUAGCAGCAAAAAACAUGUUUGUAUUAGUGCCUUAAGCAAGAAAAUAUCUGAUUUCUUUUGUCAGCAUCCUUAAACAUACAGUGCUGUAAUUUUCAUAAUUGAAGGUGUUUUUAAAUUCUAAUUAAUGUUUUUGUUUCUGUUUAAAUUCCGUUCAGAUUUUGUCCUUAAAAAGAUCAAGAUAUUUAGCAGCAAAAAACAUGUUUGUAUUAGUGCCUUAAGCAAGAAAAUAUCUGAUUUCUUUUGUCAGCAUCCUUAAACAUACAGUGCUGUAAUUUUCAUAAUUGAAGGUGUUUUUAAAUUCUAAUUAAUGUUUUUGUUUCUGUUUAAAAAUUCUUUGUUUACGAUGUAUAUAUUGAUAAAAGAGUUGAGUUACAGUAUAUUACAUAUUCAUAUUACAGUGCGAAUAAGACUAAAAUCGAGUGCAAAUCAGUUAUCCGGAUUUUCAAUUAUCCAGUCACUGAAAUGCAUCAAUUAGUCUGCAUACUAGAUGCUCUAGUAGAUUUUGAUACAAAUUCAUAAUUACAAUCAAUAUUUGGCGCAAAAAAUCAUUUAUUUUUACCUUAUUUGUAAGAACACGGAGGAAUUUUGGGUUAAAGUAAAUUAAGCUGAAUUAAUGUUUCAGUUGGUCAUUCCAUUUGACCCACCAUAUUAAAGUGAGAACAAGUGAGCUGAUAUAUGAGCUCAAUUUGAAUUAAUUCAGAUCAUUUGCAAAAGCUAUAGAUGUAAAUUAUUCAUCUCAAAACAAUCUGAAGCGCUCGAGUAAAUACCUACUUGUGGUUCCAUACUAUUAACUUGAGUAUUUCUAAAAUUUUAUUUAAAACUAUAUAUUACUUUCCCAACUCGCGGAAAUAUAUCACCAAGUUAUAAGAACAAACAAUAGAGGAAAAACGAGGAAAUCG